This is a messenger RNA of Amaranthus tricolor (Joseph's coat), 920 nucleotides long. RefSeq lists its product as uncharacterized. The record is from RefSeq and is a predicted model, not a curated record. The transcript is spliced from 7 exons. Lineage: Eukaryota; Viridiplantae; Streptophyta; Magnoliopsida; Caryophyllales; Amaranthaceae. Bases 90 to 692 code for a protein of 200 amino acids.
CAGAUAAAAGGUUGACUAUUCUAACAUCAAGCUAUACUUUUCUUAGGAGGAGGAAGAAUGAUGACUGAACAUACUUGUACAAUAAUAGAAUGACGACGACGAUGAAGAGGCUCACUCGAAAAUUCAACUCUUCCCCCCGCCAUUCCCACGACGAAAACUUCUCUCUUCCCACCGUCGAUGAUGCGCGCCCUAUCGAUACUCAAGAGCAGGAAGAAUUGGUCCGAUCCCUUGAAAAGUUACAUUCCCAGCAAAGUCGAUUAUGGAGGAGUGUAUUUGCUGGGUUGCUGUCAUGUUACAUAGCAUUUCUGCUCUUCUCGAUUUAUCAUCAAAUUGCUCAUCCUUGGGACUUGCGUUAUCAUGCUUACUUCAUGGAAGACAUUGGCUCACGGCUUAUUAUACUUGCAGAUUGGUUAGCUGUUAUGGCGUGUUCAACAGCCAUUAUAGGGCUCAUGAAGAGUUCAGAGCACCAUAGACAGUGGAUUUGGUAUUCUGUCCUUGGUGGGAUAUUACUUGCCGUCUUUUGGCUGUAUUACAUGCUUAAAUUGCCAAAGUUCAGAUGGGAUGUCAUUUGGCUUCCGUUUGGUCCCCUAAGUGGAACUGCAAUAUGCCUAUAUGUGGAUCAUCUGCUUCAUGAAUCCUCGGAGGAAGUUCGAAAGCUCAGAAGUUACAUGUAUGCUUACAAAGCAAGCUAACUUCAUUUUCGGCGUCCAAUGUCAAUCUCUUGUGUGCCUGAGGACUGAGUGGCUUUGAACCAACCAGUUGUUUCUUGAAAGGAGGUGAACCAUUCUGCAAGGUUACAAUAUGCUUGUAGAUUUGUUCUUAUAUUACAUCAUUUGCACAAACUUUUGUUCUUGUACACUACACACAAACGAAGAGUAUGAAGUAGAACUUUUUAAAGAUUUUCUUCCAAAGUCACCGCC